AUGGCAUGCAGGAGCGGCUGCUGCUGCGGCUCCGGUCCAAUAAACGAGGAUAACGCGAGGUUCCUGCUGCUGGCGUUGUUCAUCAUCAUCUAUCUCCUCUGCGGGGCCGCCGUGUUCUCGGCGCUGGAGCAGCCGAAGGAGCGAGAGGCGAAGGAGCGCUGGGCGCAGAGGUUCGAGCAUUUCAGCCAGAAGUACAACCUGAGCAAGAAAGACCUGAAUAACUUCCUCAGGAACUACGAGGAGGCGAACGUAGCGGGUAUCCGCGUGGACACAAUCAGACCUCGAUGGGACUUCACCGGCGCUUUUUACUUCGUGGGAACUGUGGUAUCAACCAUUGGGUUUGGGAUGACCACGCCUGCCACCAUCGGAGGAAAAGUCUUCCUGAUGUUCUACGGCCUGCUCGGCUGCGCAGCCACCAUCCUCUUCUUCAACCUCUUCCUGGAGCGCGUCAUCACCGUCAUCGCCGUCGUCCUCAAGUCCUGCCACGAGCGGCGCCACAACAAAGCCGUGCUCCCGCAAAACGGCCGGCGGGUCUCGGAGGGAAACAGAGCGAGUGGAGCCGGGGGAGUUGGAGGAGGAAAAGGAGAGGACCUGGCUGGAUGGAAGCCUUCGGUCUACUGCGUCAUGCUCAUUCUAGGAGCGGCAGCCAUCUUGGUGUCCUGCUGUGCAUCGCUCAUGUACUCGGCAGCUGAGGGCUGGGGCUACCUGGACUCGCUCUACUUCUGCUUUGUGGCCUUCAGCACCAUAGGUUUUGGAGACAUGGUGAGCAGCCAGCGGGUCGUCUACGAGGGCCACGCCACGGCCGCGUAUCGGCUGGGCAACUUCUUCUUCAUCCUGACUGGCGUCUGCUGCAUCUACUCCCUCUUCAACGUCAUCUCCAUCGUCAUCAAGCAGGUCCUCAACUGGCUGCUGAGGAGGCUCGAGGCCCCCUGCCGCUGCUGUUUCCCCAGGAGGGGUCACCACCCGCAUCGGCACCCCCGACGGAAUGUGGUGGCCCCGGGUCACCUGCGUGCCCGCAGAGACCCCUCGAUCGAGACAGACGCCAUCAACGAGAGCGAGACUGACACUGGGCGACGGAUGUCUGGGGAGAUGAUCUCCAUGAGGGAUUUUCUAGCAGCCAACAAGGUGAAUCUGGCUAUUAUGCAGAAGCAGCUUUCGGAGAUGGCCAUUGGGCACCCGCGCCAGUCCAGCUCCAGUUCACGUCAGAACGGAUUCUCAGGAGGGGUGGGCGCCCUUGGCAUCAUGAACAACCGGCUGGCAGAGACUAGUGUGGACAGAUAG
Messenger RNA from Chelmon rostratus (copperband butterflyfish), 1281 nucleotides. RefSeq names its product potassium channel, subfamily K, member 13b (gene kcnk13b). Bases 1 to 1281 code for a protein of 426 amino acids. Lineage: Eukaryota; Metazoa; Chordata; Actinopteri; Chaetodontiformes; Chaetodontidae. Gene Ontology annotation, molecular function: potassium ion leak channel activity. The record is from RefSeq and is a predicted model, not a curated record. Gene Ontology annotation, biological process: potassium ion transmembrane transport; stabilization of membrane potential. Gene Ontology annotation, cellular component: membrane. The transcript has 3 exons.